This is a messenger RNA of Emiliania huxleyi CCMP1516, 1662 nucleotides long. RefSeq lists its product as hypothetical. The coding region runs from base 109 to 1464 and encodes 451 amino acids. Gene Ontology annotation, molecular function: zinc ion binding; DNA-binding transcription factor activity, RNA polymerase II-specific. The transcript has 3 exons. Gene Ontology annotation, biological process: regulation of DNA-templated transcription. NCBI's taxonomy places the organism in Eukaryota, Haptophyta, Isochrysidales, Noelaerhabdaceae. The record is from RefSeq and is a predicted model, not a curated record.
UUGGCCCGUCUCCCGUCCCCGUCGCCACCUCCCGUGUCCGUCUCCACCUUGGACCUCCCGUCUCCACCUUGGGAGAGGCAGCUGCCCAGUUCUCGGUAGCACGCACGCAUGCCGCUCAACGCCCUCUGCAAGUGCUGCCGCCAGAGCCGCACCAAGUGCGACAUGAUCCAGCCGGACGGGACGGUGCGCGAGUGCUCCCGCUGCAAGAGGCUCGGCCUACUGUGCAUCCCCGAAGAGGACAGGCGCAAGCUCGGCAAGGGCCGCAGCAAGGGCCAAAAGGCGACGGUGGAGCUCUCCUCGCGCACCAUCGCGGAGCAGGGAGGGGCGCUGCUUCCGACUGACUUCGGGCCGGCCCUCGUGUCUGCCGCCACGCUUUCCAAGUGCUCCUCUUCGGCUGGCUGGCACCCGUCCAUCUGCGAGCCGGCGCAGGUCCCCAUCCAGGUCUCCGUGUCCGUGUCGACCGCCGACGAGGCCGUGGAGCUCGGCAGGAUCUUUGGCCAGAUGGCCUCCUACAUGACAAAGCUGCUCGUGAUGGCCUGCUCGCACGGCAACCGUCUCUCUGACCGCAACGUGCUGAUGGGAGCGCUGCACGUCGUCCUCGACGUCGCGGAGAAGCGCAACUGCUGCUCCCUGACGGCCUUUGCGAUGCGGUCGGCCCACCAGCUCGGCUUCAAGAUGUCGGACAUCCAGCUCAAGGAGGGGGCCGUCUAUACAUCUCCCCUCCCCCUCUCCGUCCCGGACGUCGUCAUGGACCUCUUCAGCUCGCCCUGCCUUGUCUUUGCCCGCAUGUUCGACGGGACCAGCUAUCGAAACGCGCCCAACGCCCACCUCACGGAGCACCUCGGAUUUCUCUCCGCCGACAAGGUGGUCCCCCACGCCAUGAAAUCGGCCGCCGGACCCCCGCAGCUGCUCAACCUGCUCCUCGAGAAGGAGGCGGAUCGGCAGCGGCUGCUGAAGGCCUUUGCCGAGGCGCUGAGCAUGCCGCUGUCGCCCGUCGAGUCCAAGCAGGAGGGCGUCACGGUCACGAUGGGCCAGGUGCAGAUCGACGGACCGUUCGUGCUCAAGAUGAGGCGGGGAAGCCAGUUCGUGCAGGGCCUCUCGAAGCUGGGCGUCGCGCUCGAGCUCGGUGCCGAGUCGGACGAGGUGGCGGUCUCCUUCACGGGCCACGUGCGGCGCGUGCUCGUGCGCGAGGCUGGGAGCAGCCGCAUCCCGUGCAGCUUCUUCAUGAGCGCUUUCUCGCCGUUUGGCGCCGACGGAGGGGGCGUACUCCAGGUGGUGAUGGGCCUCAUGGGGAGCGCGCCGGAGCUGGCGCAGCUCAUCAUCGCCAACCAGGACACCCUGUCAUCUGUGAGCGAGGAGGAGCUGUGCGCCAUGAUCGACGACGAUGUGAUGGCCGAUUGCGCGCGUUGCGUCCAGCUCUCCGGCGGCGAAUCGCUCAUCUCAGAGGUGCUCGCGCUGAUCUGAGUGCGAGCCUCGGUGUACAGGUUUCAUCGUGUCCAUUAUGCGCUGUCUGCCUUGCUGUCUGCCAGACUUAGUCUGCGCGUCCCUCCCUGCGCGCUGUGCUCGAGGCGCUGUGGUCAUUGUGUACACGUUCUUACCCUGUGUGCUGUGCUCUUAGUAGGAAAAGGAAAAGAAAAAUCGUAAGCCUAGCUCAAAAGAAAA